Messenger RNA from Triplophysa rosa, 2439 nucleotides. It is a transcript of the gene ccm2l, whose product is annotated as CCM2 like scaffold protein. The coding region runs from base 439 to 2259 and encodes 606 amino acids. Lineage: Eukaryota; Metazoa; Chordata; Actinopteri; Cypriniformes; Nemacheilidae. The record is from RefSeq and is a predicted model, not a curated record. The transcript has 10 exons. Gene Ontology annotation, biological process: heart morphogenesis.
GGGACCAAAAUUGAGGUCCUCAGGGGCAAACAAGCUUAUAAAUUGUACAGAACAAUAUUUUUUACAAAUCUAAAAAUGCAAAAAGUGUUCUAUGAUCUUUAGGUUUAGGGAUAGGGUUAGGGAUAGGGGAUAGAAUAUACAGUUUGUACAGUAUAAAAAACAUUACGCCUAUGGACUGUCCCCAGGGGGAUAGUCAACCAAAGCCGUGCGUGUGUGUGUGUGUGUGUAUGUUCACUUUAUAACUGUGUGAGUAUUGUGGCUGUGUGUAUAUUAUCAGUACUUUGAGAUUGAAGGUGCUGGGGAUUUUAGACUCUCUGGUGGAGUUUCCUGUCCAGCAGGAAGUGUGUUUCCUGAGUAGUCCUGCUGGCUCCAGGGGGAUGAGAAGAGAUUGGGCCUGUCCUACAGAGAGACACACAAGCUAGCAUCAGGCUGCUCAAUAUGGACUAUGAGCCCAAGCGAGUCAAGAAGGGCUUUGUGUCACCAAUAAAGCGCGUGUUCUCUAAAUCCAGCCGGCGACAGACAGACAAAAUCAGUUUGUAUCGUAGACCUCUGCACACUGUCCCUCUCUACCCACCUGACUACCUCAUCCAUCCAGAGAGACUCAUCUACGACUAUGUGGAGAAGGAAGUCAAGUUCCUGGGACACCUGACAUGGGUGUCAUGUUCUUUAAACCCAUCUAGCAGAGAUGAGCUGCUGCAGCUUCUGGACACAGCCAGGAAGCUGAGAGUUUUGCCUAUGAAGACCAGUGUAGAGCAGGACUGCAUUCUCAGUCUGUCUGCCCGCUGCCUGCUGCUCACCUGGAGGGACAAUGAAAAACUGCUGCUGAGAAUCCCCACACAUGAGAUCGCUGCUGCCUCUUACCUGCGGGACGAUGCACUGCACCUCGUCGUGCUCAAAACUGGUCUUAAUGUGGACACUGUGCUAGCAGGUGACAGCCUAGAAAAUAGACCUACCGGUCUUGAGAGCCGCAGACAAACCAUAAGCAAUACUGAUCCCAGACCUGCAGGAGGCACUAUGGAGCGCCGGCACACCAUCUGUGGUGUGGACUGGAAGCUAUCCUCUCGCCAUGAGCCCAAACAGGGCAGUGUGGGAGGAGGAGGUGGAACUGGAGGAAGCAGUGGGGACAGUGGCAGCCUGGAGAGGAAACGUGUGAGCGGGAGCUGGGAGCGCAGGCAGACCCGGAAGCCUUGUGGAGGGAGCUGGGAGAAACGGCCGAUGAGUGGGAGCUGGGACAGGCGGCCUGUAGGCGGAAGCUGGGAGCGGCGUGGAGGUGGAGUGGUUGUAGUAGGAAGCUGGGAGAAGAGGCAUGGGCCCGGAGCUAAACCGGGUGGCAGCUGGGAGAGGAAACACACACCGGGCGGAAGCUGGGAACGCAGGCAGGCUUGCACAGGGAGCUGGGAGAGGGGGAGGUCAUACGGGAGCUGGGAGAGGAGGAACCAUAACCCAUUAGAACCCAUGCCAUGCCCAGAUGCUUAUUGCAACCUGAUUAUACUGGCUGUGGAGAACAGGGACGCUGCAGAGGAAUACUGCGCCCUCAUUUGUCAAAUGUUUCAGAUCAUCUAUGGACAUCAGACCAUCGAGUGCGUCGACAGGGCGGGAUACCAUUACACCAUGCCUGACCGCUAUUGGCUGCAACGGAGUGACAGCUGUCUCACUGAUAUGACAUAUGGCUAUGACACAGACUUCAGCUGCUGUAGUUCAUAUGAUGAUUCUCAGGAGGCAUUUGAGGCGUAUUACAGUGAGAACUACAGUGAGAACUCAUCCCUCUCCUGUCAUGACUCUCAUCGAAGCCUGGCCUCCACACACAGCGACUCGGAGCCGUCUAAUGCCAGCCUGCAGGAAUACAUGAUCAUAUUGAGGAGUAAGCUGACGCCUCAGGAGAUUCAGCAGUUUGCUCUGUUCCUGAGAGAAUACAGACUGGGCGCUUCCAUAGAGCAGUUCUGCACUGACCUGCUGGAGCUCUAUGGAGACUCACGCAAGUUUCUACUGCUCGGCAUGAGACCCUUUAUUCCCGAUAAGGAUGUGGGAGUCUUUGAGACUUUCCUGGAGGACAUUGGGAUCCGAGAGGGCGGGAUCUUGACGGAUAGUUUUGGGCGAAUCAAGCGGAGCAUGAGCAGCACAUCUGCCACAGCGGUCCGAGGCUAUGAUGGCUGGUCUCACGACUUCAAUCGCAGAAUCGAUGACAUCACACACGACAUUGAGGCCUUGGGCUUCGAGGAAGGAAAUGGUGACAUAGAAGAAGAGGACUAUUACCUUUGAAAUAGCCCCAAAUUGAUCUCUCCUGUUUUUAUAGUUUUAAUGUAAAACUACUGUAUACCUGAUGCACUGGAGAACAUCUGAAAACCGGUUUUAUCUCUCAAAUGUUCUUCUAACUUUGGUGUAAUAUACUACUGUAUCUCUAUUAUGUCUUUUUAUAAAAGUUAAACAUUUAUACCUGCA